This is a messenger RNA of Metarhizium brunneum ARSEF 3297, 1008 nucleotides long. RefSeq lists its product as uncharacterized. The record is from RefSeq and is a predicted model, not a curated record. Gene Ontology annotation, molecular function: FMN binding. Lineage: Eukaryota; Fungi; Ascomycota; Sordariomycetes; Hypocreales; Clavicipitaceae.
AUGGCGCCCACAAUUUUUCGCUUUUCAAGACAACUCAUCCGGAGGCGCUUACCAGUGGUCAAGAUCUCAAAGAUGAGGUUUAUGGCUACGGCGGCGUCAGUGAAGGAGGCUGAAUCCAGCUACAAGAUCAUCGACAAGGCUGUAGAUUUUGAAAAGGCCCAGGCGACGCGUCCCGAGUUUGAUCACUCCAGGACGAUUGAAGUCACCAAACACCCUAAUCCGGAAUGGACCUAUGGCCAAGGAGUCAAGACGCACGACGCGUCUAUCCAGCACAGGGAAAUUGACCCCUACGCCUCCAAUCGUCCCAUGGUGAACAACUACCGCCUGCUCGUGGCGGGCAUCGCGCCCCGGCCUGUAGGGUUUGUCAGUACCAUCUCGGGGGAUGGCAAGUCCAAGAACUUGUCUCCCUUCAGCUACUUCCAAGUCAUCGACCAUGAUCCCCCAAUGUUCAUCAUCGGCUUCUCGUCACGGCCGGGGCGAGAGAAGGACACAUACCGCAACCUCAAAGACACAGGGGAAUGCGUUAUUAAUUCCGUGUCGGAAAAUAUGAUUGAGGCCGUCAACGCUUCGUCUAUAGAUGCGCCCUACGGCGUGUCAGAGUGGGACGUCUCGGGGUUGCACGAGGCCGGCACGACUACUGUCAAGCCAUCUCGCGUGCAGGAGAGUGUGUUCUCGAUUGAGGCCAAGGUGGUGGAUAUCAAAGAAUUCGCAAGCCCCUCGGAGGGCAUGAGUCUGGCUGGAUUGGUCCUCCUCAAGGCAACACGAUUCUGGGUGAGGGAGGACGCAACGAACUCGGAUGCCAGCCAUAUCGAUUUAGAGAAGCUGAGACCUGUUGGCCAGCUCGGUGGAAUUUCCUACAGUCGCAUCGUCUCGACAUUCGAGCUGCCGAGAAGAAGGUGGGAGGAUGAAUACCCAAAGAGUGAGCUCCUGGCCGGUCUUGCAUCCCGCAAGCCCAACAACAGCGUGGAUGAAGAUACAACGAAGCUAUCAGGCCAAGGUGCUGACUGA